GGGCGGGCUCUGAGGUCCCGUCACUUCCGUUUCCGAUCCCGUAUGAACUCUCCCGCCAUCUGAGGAAAGUGCCGUUUGGGGGUUUGUGUGUUUCGUAUUUUGUGUGGUUGCAGGUAACGAGAUGCAGUUUUCUCGAGCAAAUUGGAAAAGACUGAGGUUGACAGGUGACCAAAGGAAUGUUUGCUACCCUCAUAGCCUUCAGUUUUACUUGGAGCCACCUUCUGAAAGCAUAUCGUUGAUCGAAUUUGAAAGCUUGGCUAUCGAUAGAGUUAAAUUGCUAAAAGCAGUUGAAAAUCUUGGUGUGAGCUAUGUGAAAGGAACUGAGCCAUACCAGAGUAAGUUGGAGAGUGAGAUAAGAAGGCUCAAGUUUUCCUUCAGAGAAAGCUUAGAGAAUGAAUAUGAACCACGAAGGAAAGAUCAUAUUUCUCACUUUAUUUUACGCCUUGCUUAUUGCCAGUCUGAGGAUCUUAGACGCUGGUUCAUUCAACAAGAAAUGGAUCUCCUUCGAUUUCGAUUCAGUAUUUUACCCAAGGACAAAAUUCAGAAUUUCUUAAAGGAUAGCCAUUUGCACUUUGAGGCUAUAAGUGAUGACGAGAAGAAGCUCCGAGAACCAGAGAUUCUUGCUUCAUCACCCAGUUUGAGUGGAUCUAAGGUAGACUGGGAGUCGGAGUCAGUUUAUAAGAUCCCUUUUGCUGAUGCUCUGGAUUUAUUCCGAGGAAGAAAAGUCUAUUUGGAAAGUGGCUUCGCUUAUGUACCACUUAAAGAUAUUGUGGCAAUCGUCCUGAAUGAAUUCAGAGCCAAACUGUCCAAGGCUUUGGCAUUAACAGCCAGGUCCUUGCCUGCUGUGCAGUCGGAUGAGAGACUUCAGCCUCUACUUAACCACCUCAGUCAUUCUUACACUGGUCAAGAUUACAGCACACAGAAAAAUGCUGGGAAGAUUUCUUUGGAUCAGAUUGAUUCGCUUUCUACCAGAUCCUUCCCACCUUGCAUGCGUCAGUUACAUAAAGCCUUGCGGGAAAAUCACCAUCUUCGUCAUGGAGGCCGGAUGCAGUAUGGCCUCUUCCUGAAGGGCAUUGGUUUAACACUGGAACAGGCAUUGCAGUUCUGGAAGCAAGAAUUUAUCCGAGGAAAGAUGGACCCAGACAAGUUUGAUAAAGGCUACUCUUACAAUAUCCGUCAUAUCUUCGGAAAGGAAGGCAAAAGGACAGACUAUACGCCUUUCAGUUGCAUGAAGAUUAUUUUAACCAAUCCACCAAGCCAAGGGGAUUAUCAUGGGUGCCCAUUCCGUCACAGCGAUCAGGAGCUGCUGAAACAGAAGUUGCAGUCCUACAAGAUCUCUUCCGGAGGGAUUCACCAGAUCUUGGAUUUAGUAAAAGGGACACAUUACCAAGUGGCCUGUCAGAAGUACUUCGAGAUGAUACAUAACGUGGAUGAUUGUGGCUUUUCUUUGAGCCAUCCUAACCAAUUCUUUUUUGAGAGCCAACGGAUUCUAAGUGGUAAUAAAGACAUCAGGAAGGAAUCCAUCCAACCAGAAACUCCUCAACCCAAACCAGGUGUCCAGAAAGCCAAGGAUGCGUCAUCUGCUCUGGCCUGUCUAAAUUCCUCUCUGGAAAUGGAUAUGGAAGGACUAGAGGAUUACUUCAGUGAAUGAUUCUUAGGCAGUUGGGAACCCUUUUCUUCACUAACUUUCCUCUCUUACUUUCAAGAUUUUGCUUGUUUCUUUUUUAACCUCUUAGUCUACUUCUUCUACUGCUCCCCAGUUCAUCCCCUGGAAAGGAGGCUUGUGGGUAAAAACUAAGCCUUCCGCUAUAUUUUCCUUUGGCAAAAAAGAAAAGGAAAAAUUUCUUUUGAAAUCAGACAGUUGCGUGGUGUGAUCUAAGUCCUGUUUUAGGAAAUAAAACAGCUAUCUAAACUGGUUACACUCCCCCAGAGACAAUAGAACUAAAAACAACUCUUAUUUUAAACCUUAUUGCUAUAAUUUUUACUCAAACCUUUUCUGGAGCAUUUUUGUUAAUAAAUAUCAAAAUGUGUAUAGUGUAUUUGUAUGUAAUUGCAAGAGUCAGAUCAUGAGAGAAGGUGUCCAAGAGGGUGGUAUAGGAAGACCCUGACUUCUCCUCCUACCCAGGACAUACCCAAUCUCCACCUACACAUACAGAAGUUCUUCCUGAAAAACUAAAGGCUGAUUACAUCUUCUGUACCACAAAAGGUAGAGGGGCCACACAGAUGGGGUAGAAGAGUUGGAGACACAGUAAUGAUGGGAACCCUACCCUCAGUGCUACAAACUGUAGUGGCGGGGGGUAGCACUUAAGGACUCAGGUGCAGAUUCGCCCAGCUUGGGGCACAGAAAAAAACAAAGUGACUUAAAGACCAGUUAGACUGUAAGUGAAGGAAUUACAUUAUUAACCCUAGAGCAUCUGAGCAGUAGGGGAACUGCUGGAAAUUGUCUCCAGGAUCAGAGGUGCUGGUGAGCAAUACUGUUUAUGUUUGCUUCCACUUUGAUAGUGUAUACAGGAGCAGCAUCUUGGCGCACUAGCUAACCUGCCGCCUCAGUGAGCCUUGGGUCUCUAGGACACCCCAGCUCCAGCCAUCCUACCAAAACUGCCCCAGUAUGGCAUACAUCAGGACAUCCCUGGGCUGUGCCCACUAUACAUCAGCCAUCUUGCCAAGGUGGCCCAGGUGCAAAGCAUGCUGGGAUGCCCCUAGGCAGUACUGGCUUCAGCUCUAGCCACCCCACCAGGGCAGCCCCAGUUUGGAUAAAGCCCUGGCCCACACCUGCUCUAGGUCUAGCCAUUCUGCUAGGGUUGCAGCAGUAUAGAGCACCCCAAGAUCCCCUGGCCAUACCUAAUUCAGCUCCAGCUAUCCAGGCCAAGGCAGCCCUGGCACAGUAUGCUUCAGGAACCCAAGCCUGCACCUCUCCCAGCUCCAGCCAGCCAAUCAAAGCCACCAAACACGCAGUCUAUACAGGACCACUCCUUCAAGACUCAGAGAGGUGGUAGUUUCCCUUAAUUCAUAGCAAUGGGGAAAGUAAAAAAAAAAAUGAGACUGAGGAAUAUGCUGAAAGAAAA
Mustela erminea (ermine) is the source of this 3065-nucleotide messenger RNA. It is a transcript of the gene PRIM2, whose product is annotated as DNA primase subunit 2. Gene Ontology annotation, biological process: DNA replication, synthesis of primer. Bases 122 to 1651 code for a protein of 509 amino acids. The record is from RefSeq and is a predicted model, not a curated record. Lineage: Eukaryota; Metazoa; Chordata; Mammalia; Carnivora; Mustelidae. The transcript is spliced from 14 exons. Gene Ontology annotation, cellular component: alpha DNA polymerase:primase complex.